AGGGCGCCAGCCUUGCGCUCGUUCGUUCAUUGUCCACGUUAUUCAUUCAUCAAUUCAUUCGUUCUACCUGCUGGCUCCAAGUUCACUCUUUCUUCGGAGCGUCCUGCUACAAUAUUGAUCAUAAUGGCCGACAAGAUCUCCAUCACGAUAUGCGGAGAUGGUGGAUGCGGUAUGUGUCUCCAUUAUUGUAGAUAAUAAAAACUGGGAUUCUAAUGUGUUCGACAUCUACGCACCCACAGGAAAGUCAUCAAUCACUCUUCGACUGGUUCGCAGCCAAUGGAUACACGAGUAAGUCCCUCAUUUACUCUGGUACAGUCCUCCGAACUGACCGCGAAAUUCCUCUUCUCGAUCAUCAGAUACGAUCCCACAAUUGGUAAAUACAUCGUCCCGUCAUCGCAUAGCUUUGUAGUCCACACCAGCUCUAACAAGGGGGUUGCAGAAGAUUCAUAUUCGGUGACGCGCACGGUUGACGGCAUCCCAUAUCUCCUAUCCAUCACGGACACGGCGGGCCAGGAAGAAUAUCGCGGGCUAUGGGCAACGGCGAAUUUGAAAUCGGAUGCAUUUCUCCUGGUCUACGACAUCACGAAUGCGCCGACGCUGCCGGCGUUGGACUACUUCAUGGACAUGAUUGGGAUGGAGGCGGAGCAGCGAGAGGAGAACAACUACCGACUGAGACAGGAGCUGGGGCCCAGCGCCAAGGGUCUGGAUGUGGGAAUGCCUCCACCGGUGAAGAUAGUGGCUGGGAAUAAGUGCGAUCUGAAGAAUUCGCGCGUGAUUCCUGCCAGGGAUGGGUUGGAGUAUGCGCGGAAGCACGGAUGCGGAUUUAUGGAGACCAGUGCAAGGGAGAUGGUUAAUAUCGAGGAAACAUUUGCUUUGAUCGUGCGCCGCGUGGUCGAAGCCCGGAGAUUACAUUAUGGACAUUCAUCGUCGGACGCGCAGGCAUCAUUGCAGCCCACUACCUCACAAACACAGGUGUUGAUGACGGAGAAGGAAGAGAUGGUGAAAGAUGCGUCCAGAGAUAAUAAUACCAGUCAACACGACAGCUAUUUUGCAAGCAUGGGCAAACGAAUACUGGGGUAUGGGAUAUCGUCGGGUGGGAGUCAUAAUAAUAAUAAUAAUAAUAGUUUCUGGCGACGAUUGUUCUGCUGUUGACAGUCUUGGUUUUUCUUCUUCUUUGUUUAUUUAUAUACCCCUCCUCUUUUGUUAUUCUCUAUUACAUGUCUGUCCUCGAUGAGCAUGUUUCCUAUGUUCCUGUACAUACUGCUAUUGACCCAGUUGCAAUAAUCCAGAGACAGUACAGAAAUGCAUGGCUCGUAU
This is a messenger RNA of Monascus purpureus, 1317 nucleotides long. The record is from the annotation of a GenBank genome assembly. NCBI's taxonomy places the organism in Eukaryota, Fungi, Ascomycota, Eurotiomycetes, Eurotiales, Aspergillaceae.